GGGCCGCCAUCUUUGUCAGGGGCAAAACAUCUCCCUGGCCCAGUUGAGCAUCCCGCUCUCUGAUAGGCCAGGAAGCCUGGGCCAAUGAGAGGCCCCGGUGUUGGGCGGGUGGGUCCGCCGCGUGGUGGGGCGGGCGCGCUGCGGGUCGCCAGGAGUUGGCGCCAUGCUGCGCCGCGAGGCCCGGCUGCGCCGGGAGUAUCUGUACCGGCGGGCGCAGGAGGAUCGGAUCCGCGCCACCGAGACCAAGAAGGAGCAACUCAGGCGGGCGCUGGACGAGAAUCGUCUGCUGCCCCCGGAGCUGCGCCGGGAGGCUCUGGCACUGCAGAAGUCCAUCGAGUUUGAUGACCAAGGAGCAGAAGGGCUGGUGACGCAGCAGGAUGAUGAGUAUCGCUGGGCGGGCGUGGAGGACCCCAAGGUGAUGAUCACGACCUCACGUGACCCCAGCUCCCGCCUGAAGAUGUUCGCCAAGGAGAUGAAGCUGGUGUUGCCGGGUGCCCAGCGCAUGAAUCGGGGGCGACAUGAGGUGGGGGCCCUGCUCCAGGCCUGCAAGGCCAACGGCGUCACGGACCUGCUGGUGCUGCAUGAACACCGCGGGCAGCCGGAUGGGCUGAUCGUCUCUCACCUGCCCUUCGGCCCCACGGCGUUCUUCACCCUCUGCAACGUGGUGAUGCGGCACGAAGUCCCCGACAUCGGCACCAUGUCCGAGGCCAUCCCCCAUCUGAUCUUCCACAACUUCACCUCUCGCCUGGGCCAGCGGGUCUGCAGCAUCCUCAAGUACCUCUUCCCGGUGCCCAAAGAGGACAGCAAGCGGGUCAUCACCUUUGCCAACCAGGACGAUUACAUCUCCUUCAGGCACCACGUUUACAAGAAGUUGGACCAUCGCAACAUUGAGCUGUCUGAGGUGGGGCCGCGCUUCGAGAUGAAACUGUACAUGAUCAAGCUGGGCACGCUGGAGCAGGCAGCCACGGCCGACGUAGAGUGGCGCUGGCAUCCUUACACCAACACGGCCCGCAAGCGGCAGUUCCUGAGCGCCAGCUAAGGGGCGUCCCCCUGCUCUGGUGGCCGCCGGGCUGCGCUCCGUCACACUUGGACACAGGAUGUGGAGCCCGUUCAGCCGGAGAUUGCAGG
Messenger RNA from Gopherus flavomarginatus (Mexican gopher tortoise), 1128 nucleotides. RefSeq names its product IMP U3 small nucleolar ribonucleoprotein 4 (gene IMP4). Gene Ontology annotation, molecular function: snoRNA binding; rRNA primary transcript binding. The transcript has 9 exons. The record is from RefSeq and is a predicted model, not a curated record. Lineage: Eukaryota; Metazoa; Chordata; Testudines; Testudinidae. Gene Ontology annotation, cellular component: Mpp10 complex; nucleolus; small-subunit processome. Bases 164 to 1039 code for a protein of 291 amino acids. Gene Ontology annotation, biological process: rRNA processing.